CUAGGGUAUCAGCAUAUAAAUAGCAGAGAGUUGAAGGUUGAGGUAUCAAAUAUUUUCAGAGCUUGGCAGAUCAAAAGUUUUGACAAGUUAAGAAAAUGGCUACUUCAAUGAAAUUCAACAAACGUUGCACUGUUCGAUCGACUAGCUUCCCGUCGACGUUGCAUCCGAGUGCUUGCAAGAUCGAAGAAGGGCUUACCAGGAUCAGAUCAUGGGAAGCGGAGGCUUCUGAUGUUUUGACAGCGGACACGGUUUGUGAUGGUCUGUGCAGGCUUGGGGAGUUGUACAAAUAUACAGAUGAGUUUCUGAAUUUGCCACUGACCCAGCAAGCGCUUUCUCACCAUCAGAACGAGAAGUGUGUCAAUGAGUUGAUGGAUAAAUCGGUGAGGCUUUUGGAUAUCUGUGGGAAUACAAGAGAUGUUAUGUCAGAGAUUAAAGUUCAUGCCAGAGAGCUUCUGUCUGCUUUAAGAAGGAAGAAGGGGGACUCAAGCGCGGAAUUUGCAGCUUUCAGAAAGGCGAUUAACAAGGAUUCGAAAAAAUUGACUGCAUCUCUCAAGCAAGUGGAUACCAAAAGCAGUGUAUUAGAAAUCUUUGAUCAAGAUCAGCACCUAGGUGCAGUGAUUAGAUCACUAAAAGAAGUCACUGCCGCAAGUGUUUCUGUCUUUCAAUCUGUUUUGCUAUUCUUAUCUACACCUAUAUUGAAGCCAAAGGCUACUACAAAGUGGUUGCAAGUUUCAAAACUGAUGCACAAGGGUGCUGUGUCAAGUGAAGAUCAACAGCAUGAUGUAAAUGAAGUGGAUCGAGUAAAGACCUUGGAGAGUGAUGUUGAAGGCAUUGAGAAUGGCUUGGAGAGCAUGUUUAGGCACUUCAUUAGAACAAGAGCGUCUCUGCUCAACAUUGUUUCCCAGUAAUUAAGUAGUAUGAUCUGUGAUUCUUGACAUCUGCAAAAGUAUCCGAAUAUUAGAGGAUAAGCUUGUGGAACUCAAUUUUGCAUUGUAUAAACAUGUAAACAAAACUAUUAGCUAUUACAUGCUCAUUUUCGAAUGUAUAUACACAAUUCCAAUAUAGUACUUCAAUGUUUCACAUA
Molecule: messenger RNA, 1084 nt
Organism: Daucus carota subsp. sativus
Lineage: Eukaryota; Viridiplantae; Streptophyta; Magnoliopsida; Apiales; Apiaceae
Exons: 1
Coding region: 96-908 (270 amino acids)
Biological process (GO): root development; shoot system development
Source: RefSeq, a predicted model, not a curated record